CGACGUUCGAUUUUUAAAGCGCGCGUUUGCCCUUCAAGUGACAUUCUGUGAUUGCAGCCGGUCGUGUGAACGCUGUAGGUCGUCAAAAAAACUCAAAAAUGGUGAAAAUUGGAAUUAACGGUUUCGGACGUAUCGGUCGUUUGGUUCUUCGUGCUUCUUUGGAACGUGGGGCCAAUGUGGUUGCUAUUAAUGAUCCAUUUAUUGGAUUAGAUUACAUGGUUUAUUUGUUCAAAUAUGACUCCACCCAUGGACGUUACAAAGGUGAGGUGAAAGCAGAAGGUGGAUUCUUGGUUGUGGAUGGAAAUAAGAUCAGCGUUUUCAGCGAACGCGACCCUAAGAGCAUUCCAUGGGGCAAGAGUGGCGCCGACUACGUCGUCGAAUCCACUGGUGUGUUCACCACAAUCGAGAAAGCCUCAGCUCACUUGGAAGGUGGUGCCAAAAAAGUAAUCAUCUCCGCGCCUUCGGCCGACGCCCCCAUGUACGUUUGCGGCGUGAACUUGGAUGCCUACGAUCCAGCAGCCAAAGUCAUCUCCAACGCCUCUUGUACCACCAACUGCUUGGCCCCACUGGCCAAGGUCAUCAAUGACAACUUCGAGAUCCUUGAAGGGCUGAUGACGACAGUCCAUGCCACCACCGCCACUCAGAAGACCGUGGACGGUCCCUCCGGCAAACUGUGGCGCGACGGUCGUGGCGCCGCCCAGAACAUCAUUCCAGCUUCUACCGGAGCUGCCAAGGCUGUCGGAAAGGUCAUUCCGUCUCUGAACGGUAAAUUGACGGGAAUGGCCUUCAGAGUUCCUGUGCCAAAUGUAUCUGUCGUCGAUUUGACUGUGCGCUUGGGUAAACCCGCCAGUUACGACGACAUCAAGGCCAAGGUUAAGGCGGCAGCUGAAGGGCCUUUGAAGGGCAUUUUGGCUUAUACUGAGGAGCAAGUUGUCUCGACUGAUUUUAUUGGAGACACGCAUUCGUCUAUUUUCGAUGCCUCUGCUGGUAUUCAGUUGAGCCCCACUUUUGUCAAGCUGAUUUCCUGGUACGAUAACGAGUAUGGAUAUUCCAGCAGAGUUAUAGAUUUGAUUAAGUACAUCUCAACUAAAGAUGCUUAAGCAGGAGUGUCCUAAUUUAUAGGUACAUUAGUGGGGUUAGGAUUCAUUGUUAUGCAAACGUGAAGGUUAUCGAUAUGUUAUGAUGUAACGAUGUAAGCGGUAAUAUUGUAAAGGAAUGUAAAAUUCUAAACGUUCUCACUAAUGUUAUAUCGGUUUUUUCUUUGUUUUGAAUAGUUUGUCAUUGUCAAAAUAAUUAGCAUACUGAAUUUAAGAUUGAACUAAAUUUGGUAUUUUGUGAAGAUUUGUAUUUAUAAAUCGGUAAUCAUGUCACAACAUCAUAAGCAUAAUAAUAUGAAGACUAGUCUAUAGCGUCCAAGGCCCCCAAACAUUUCACAUUUGAUUAUUUAUGUACUGUGUAUUUUUAUCUAUUCAGAUCAUUUAUGUAAUAAAUGUGCAGAAUUCGCGACAAUAAAUUAUUAUUUAAACCUUA
Zophobas morio is the source of this 1530-nucleotide messenger RNA. Its product is annotated as glyceraldehyde-3-phosphate dehydrogenase 2. Gene Ontology annotation, cellular component: cytosol. Lineage: Eukaryota; Metazoa; Arthropoda; Insecta; Coleoptera; Tenebrionidae. The transcript has 3 exons. Gene Ontology annotation, molecular function: NAD binding; glyceraldehyde-3-phosphate dehydrogenase (NAD+) (phosphorylating) activity; NADP binding. The coding region runs from base 99 to 1100 and encodes 333 amino acids. The record is from RefSeq and is a predicted model, not a curated record. Gene Ontology annotation, biological process: glucose metabolic process; glycolytic process.